Molecule: messenger RNA, 1810 nt
Organism: Strongylocentrotus purpuratus (purple sea urchin)
Lineage: Eukaryota; Metazoa; Echinodermata; Echinoidea; Camarodonta; Strongylocentrotidae
Product: plasminogen receptor (KT)-like
Exons: 5
Coding region: 121-552 (143 amino acids)
Biological process (GO): positive regulation of plasminogen activation
Cellular component (GO): plasma membrane
Source: RefSeq, a predicted model, not a curated record
AAGCAGAGUAUUCUAUGGAGUCUACAUGUUUUAGCUUGCACACUCGAGAUUAACGAAGCGAAGCUUGAAGUUGAUGCAUUUUCAUUUGAACAAGGAAGCUUAUAUACCUACUACAUCACAAUGGGGUCAAUGAUGGCUAAAGCUAUGGAUCAGAGCUUCCAGAAGAACAAGGAGUUUAUGACAGAAAUGCAAGUCACAACUGUACAACGUCAAAUCCAGAUGCAGAAUAAGAUGAGACAGCGAGGCAUGGCUAUGCAGCUUGCUGGAUCUAGAGAAUUGUUUAAUUGGUUAGCUUCAUUCUACGGUGUAGUAGCAGUAGCAGGCCUGGCAGGUGCUGCUAAAGGAAACAAGGCUGCUCUAGUACCUCUGAUCCCUCUCACCUUCUUGGUCGGUUAUCAAUGGGAUUAUUGCUUCAAUACCAAGGUUGAAAGAAUAAGAAAGGAAGCUGAGCGUAUCCUGAAUGAAGAACCAUCCAUCUUAGCUCUCCCUUGUGGCCUUCCAACCUUUGAGGAUAUCGAAGCAUCUAGGGCGCAGGCAUCCAAACAGGAAUAACUCUCAUAGAUCUGCUAUUAAAAGCAAUCGCUCAAGUGCUCUUCUUCUCUACAUGUUCCAAGGGUACGAGAGAGAAUUUAAAAGAAAUAGAUACAGAAAUGGUCCCUCAUUAUGCAAUAUUGAUAUGAGAGAGAUUUCAGUGAGGUUUAUUGACCCAUGCUACGUGCUUCUUGAGCAGUAUUUGAUGGGCAAAGAUGCCCACCAAUUUUAGCUAAUGUAAAGUUUGCUCCUUUAGAGCAGGUACACUAUAGUAACUAACUAUGAAAUGACUAGAACUUAUGGUCAAAUAACUUCUUCUCCUUUUCUUUUUUAAACAAUUGUAUAGAUUCAAUUAAAUCACUGAUUUAAUUGAUUUAUUACACACAAACGAUGAGGACUAUAAAAUCUGUUAUCUGAUAACCAAGAUAAUUACAGUACAUUUGGUUGGAUUAUCAAAAUCAUCUAAAUUCAGUCACUCUAGAAGUGUAGAAAUUAAAGUCUCUGACCUGUAUUGAAAUAAGCAGGUCUCAGGAUAAUUUAUGAUGUAAAUAUUAGUUUUUACUUAAUUUGUGAGAUAUGUCAUAUUUACUUCCAAAAGAAUUGUUAAUAAUUGUUAAUGAUAUUGUAUAAUUUGAAGUAUCUAUCGGAUAUAUUUUAUUGUCUUAUUGACUGAAUGAAAUGAUAAGUGGACUGCAGUCCCAUGUGUGCAGCAUCAUAGAAAAUCAUAAUCUUGGGCCUGUAACAUAAAAAGUUACAAUCAAUUCUGUCUUCCCAAGAUUAAUCGUUUCUGAUUACUGGUAGUUGUAUCUCUUUUAAUCAAUCGUAACUUUACAGUAAAUUUUAAAUCAAUUUCAUGCUCGGGAAAGAUUGGAUUCUCAAAAGAGCAGGCAAUAGAAAACUCUAUUGAAUAUAAACUUUUAAAAACAUGAAUUUUGUGUUAAAGACUAUUGCAGAAACUCCCAUUUUUAUAGAAAAUAAUUUCAGAUCAUAGUAGAUUUUAUAGAUUGAUUGAUUUGUAACCUGUAAGAUCCACCAUGAAGCUCAUUUAUGUGCAGGAUAUCAUUCAAAUAUUAAUUUUCUUGGUUGAUAAUCAUGUCCAAAAUUCAAGUAUUACUAAAAAAUGAAAUCUCUAGUGAUAUUUUGAUUAAUUACCUAAAAUGAAUGACAGGAGACGAGGUAAUAAAAGAUUAAAGGUAAAGACCAGUUAUGGUCAUGCGAUUGCAUUGUGAAAGAAACGUUGUGGAAUCGAUCACAAAAAACUGCAAGGUUCUGGAAUCAU